This is a messenger RNA of Strongylocentrotus purpuratus (purple sea urchin), 1449 nucleotides long. RefSeq names its product RING-type E3 ubiquitin-protein ligase PPIL2-like. Gene Ontology annotation, biological process: protein peptidyl-prolyl isomerization; protein polyubiquitination; protein folding. Gene Ontology annotation, cellular component: catalytic step 2 spliceosome. Gene Ontology annotation, molecular function: peptidyl-prolyl cis-trans isomerase activity; ubiquitin-ubiquitin ligase activity. The annotation marks the transcript as partial. NCBI's taxonomy places the organism in Eukaryota, Metazoa, Echinodermata, Echinoidea, Camarodonta, Strongylocentrotidae. The record is from RefSeq and is a predicted model, not a curated record. The transcript has 17 exons.
UAUAGGCCUAUACAUGUACAUUACGAACCAGCUAAAAACUCUACAAGAUUUCUCCGUUAAUUAUUUAUAUUUUUACCUUGUUUUGGGAAACAUUGAUAAUUAAGUGUCAAGAUGGGGAAAAGACAACAUCAGUCGGAUAAGAUGUAUGUGACUUCUAAGGAGUGGUCAGCAUUCUAUGGAGGCAAGAAGAAAACUGAUCCACAGAAGUCUGAGUUUCGCAGAUUGCCCUUUGACCAUUGCAGUCUGUCGCUCCAGCCUUUUGAACACCCCUACUGUACUGUUGAUGGUAUCAUCUUUGAUCUGAUGAGUAUUGUUCCUUUUAUCAAGAAGUACAAGGCCAAUCCUAUAACAGGACAGGCCCUAGAUGCAAAGUCUCUCAUCAAGCUUAAUUUCCAUAAGAACACUGAUGGAAAGUACCACUGUCCAGUGACGUUCAAGGUAUUCAAUGAGAAUACUCAUAUUGUUGCUGUCAAAACAACUGGCAACGUAUAUUGCUAUGAAGCUAUUGAACAGCUGAAUAUCAAAGCUAAGAACUGGAAAGAUUUGCUGACUGAUGAAACCUUCAAACGAUCUGAUCUCAUCACCAUCCAAGAUCCAGGCCAGCUGGACAAGUUCAACAUCUCUGCAUUCCAUCACAUCAAAAACAACCUGAAAGUGGAAGAUGAAGCUGAGAAGAAAGCCAGGAAAGACCCAAAGUAUACGCUCAAUAAGACCAAUGUUGAGACAGAAGACAUCUUAGGAACACUCUACAAAGAAUACCAGCCUAUGGAUGGGAAAGAAGAAAAGAAACAGAGAGCAGAUAAACUCAAUUCUGCACACUACAGUACAGGUAUGGUUGCAGCAGGUUUCACUUCAACAGCUAUGGCUCCUCAAACCACUCAUGAAGCAGCUGUGAUUGAUGAAGACAUCAUUCGAUAUGAGCGGGUGAAGAAGAAAGGUUAUGUUAGGAUGAAUACCAACAAAGGAACACUCAACAUUGAACUCAGAUGUGAUCUGGUAACUAAGACAUGUGAAAACUUUAUUCAGCUGUGUGCAAAAGGCUACUACAAUGGCACAAAAUUCCACAGACUAAUCAAGAACUUUAUGAUUCAAGGAGGAGAUCCCACAGGAACUGGAACUGGUGGGGAAUCAAUCUGGGAAAAGCCAUUUGAAGAUGAUUUCAAGCCUAAUCUGAGCCACACAGGAAGAGGUAUCCUCAGUAUGGCUAACUCAGGUCCCAACACAAACAAGUCACAAUUCUUCAUCACAUUCAGAUCCUGCAAAUACUUGGAUGAAAAGCACACCAUAUUUGGAAGCGUUGUUGGUGGUCUUGAUACACUCACUAAUAUGGAAAAGAUAGAGACUGAUAAGAAAGACAGACCAUUAGAGGACAUUGUGAUUCAAGACACAGUUGUAUUUGUCAACCCAUAUGAAGAGGUGGACAAAGAGAUUUCAGAGGAGAGAUUAAAA